Molecule: messenger RNA, 4098 nt
Organism: Triplophysa rosa
Lineage: Eukaryota; Metazoa; Chordata; Actinopteri; Cypriniformes; Nemacheilidae
Gene: def8
Product: differentially expressed in FDCP 8 homolog
Exons: 4
Coding region: 16-453 (145 amino acids)
Source: RefSeq, a predicted model, not a curated record
AAUGAAAUCAAUCCUAUGAUAUUUCUAUCACUGCAGAAGUUACGUCAAGACAUCUUACUCAUGAAGCCAUAUUUCAUCACCUGUAAGGAGGCCAUGGAGGAUCGACUGCUGCUGCAGCUUCAGGACCGCCAGCACUUUGUUGAGAAUGAUGACAUGUAUAGCUUACAGGACCUGAUUGACACCUCCAGUGGGCGUCUCAGUUGCUCCCUCACUGAGAUUCACACAACCUUUGCCAAACAUAUAAAACUGGAUUGUGAGAAAUGCCAGGCCAAAGGCUUUAUGUGUGAACUGUGUAAAGAGGGUGAUAUUCUCUUUCCAUUCGACAGUCACACCUCUGUCUGUCACGACUGCACUGCUGUUUUCCACAGGGAUUGUUACUAUGAUAACUCUACUACAUGUCCACGCUGUGUGAGAAUGCUGGAACGCAAACAUGUGGAGACUUUGAACCCUUAGAUGAGCCUGAUGAAUCAACCAGGUCACAAACAUCCUCACAGCCAAACGUUUGUCCUUAGUCGUGUGUUCUCUGUCCUGUGAUCUACAGUUUAUUUAUUCUUGAGGAUUGAAUCGUGUCAAGGUCUGCGCUGAAGGAAGUGUUACAGUACUCUGGUUAUUUGACAAAACAGUCUAGUCUUUUGUUUUGUUUUGUUAUACUUCAUGUUUAGUGGAAUUUCCUAGAAAGCACUUGUAGACUAUAAUAUUCUUCAACAUGGCUUAUUUUAUAAGAUCAACAAUUUUUAAUCUACUCAUUCAUUUGUGGAGAACCACUGGUCGAGUUACGUCCAAAAUCCCAAUAAUCCCAUGUGUACUGCGAAUGUGCAAAUGUAAUUUCUGGAAUGUCAGGAACAUCUUAAAAUGAAAUGUUCUGUACUACAGUACAAUUAUUAUUAUUUGUUGUAAAAUAAUAUAUAAUUAUCAUGUUAUUAUGAAUUGUCAACCUGCAACCGUAUUGUAUUUCAAGAAAUAUGUGGAUCAUUACAUAAAGCACGAAUGAAACCACUUGGAACAAUCACCACUCUUUUAUUUCGGUUAUUUUUAUUUGUUACAGAGAUAACCGCAGGGCUCGUGAAGAGAGCUGCUAGUCCCUUGUCAAAAUGUAAAAAAGUCAAGACUUUUUUCACUGUUAUUUUCUUGCAACUCACAUACAGACGAAGACACAUUUCUGAUCCACGUUUUAAUGCGUUAUUAACAACUACAGUUUGGAUCCUGUACACCAAGGCUAGUCAGCUCGGCUCCUGAAGAGUUUUCAACCUCAAACACACCUGACCAAGCUUAUCAAAGUAUUCAGGACUACUUGAAAAUGAUAAACAGGUCUGUUGGAUAUGGGUUGGAACAACUAUGCAGCUCACUUCCCCUUCAGGAUCGGAGUUGACUAGCUCUGCCGUAGUCUACACACUGCCUAGAUUUUUUUUCAAAAUGCGUUUGUUAAUACCUGCGUUUUUCCAAAGUUAAUUCAGUAUAGAAUGCAAUUGUUAUUCCCAUAAAUGAAUGAACUGCGUGCGUACCAGGGCUAUGCAAAAUUCAGAAUUUCAGAAUUUAAUUCAAUUAAAUGAAUGAAUUUGAAUUUGAAUUGACUCCACCCUACAGGAUAUUGAAUUGAAUUUGAAUUGGAAUUACAGGAAGUGGAAUUGAAUUCAUUGCAAUUCAGAGAAAUUCAUUCUUAUCACAUAUCAGUGAGAAUGUGAUACUUUUAAUAGACAUUGUUCUUCCUAAUGGAAGUACAGCUUCUAACAUUAAGCAUACAUUCCGUUAAUGUUGAAUAAUUAGCAAUAUCUUCAUUUCAAAGUAAUCAAAUGAAACAAUGUUUUGGUAAAUGCAGUUAUCGUUUAUUAAAGUACUUUACAGAGUUAUGUUGUUGCAUCUAAUGGUCAACAGUUCCUCAAAUCUUUGGUCAACCAUUUUGAAGACUUGGAUACAGCAAGCUAUUCUGGGAAAUGAAGUGCUAUCCUAUCAUUUUCCACAAUUUGAAAGUUAUUACAAUUUUAAUGAUCUGUUUUAUAGAGUAUGUUUUUAAUGUUAAUUUGUGAUACAAAAUAGAUAAAAAUUCAAGAAUUGAAUUGGAAUUUAGGGGUCAUUCUCAAUUCAAUUCUGAAUUUUGUACAACCCAUGUGUACAGAACAGGAAUAAGCACUAUAAGGUGAAGCAACGACUAUACCUGCAGUGUGUACGUGACCAAAAUUAUUAAAGCUGCAUUCCGUAACUUGCUCCUUUAUCGCUAUCUCUGUUGAAAACAUAUAACUGUAGGUUUCUUGCGAUGUUGAAUUCUUUACACGAGUUGUUCUUUGGCCUUUGCUGCUUUGAUGAAUGUGAUCAUAUUGGUUGUCUGCGAUCACAACAACAGAGCGGAUCUGUCAUCAUAUAUUGACAUGUAAGUAAGAGGUCAGUCAUACAAGUCGGCUGAUAAAAUGUCACCUGAACAAGUAAUAAAUCUGCCAUUUUCCAAAUGAAACGUGUUUUGAAAUAAAUUACGUUACUGGCGUCUUUGGCUGUUAAUCCUGAUUUUGAACAGUUUUUUUUGUGUACUUAAAACUGGAAAAGCAUGUAAAAAACAAGCAGGUUCUAUUAAUAUCAGUUAGUUUAUUUUAGGUGCCUGGACGUUUACGAGAAAAUUCAUUCUGUAAUUCUUAAAAUAGCAUAAAUAUAAUAGAAAUGUAAGAAAACCACAAUAUACUGUAAACUCUUUAAUCGGUUCACCCCAAGGCAACAUUUAUUACAGUAAUAUUUUACUGCAGUAGCAAUAGUUAGUAUAAACUAUUAUCAUGUAGUAGUUUCAUACUUAAUAAAAAUGCAUCAUUCCAACAUUACUCUAAAUCUAAAAAUCUAAUUAAAAUAAAUACAAAUAAAUCAAAUUAGUUAACAUGCCACGCUUUGUCUCUUUCUGUUAUUUCUUCAAAAGACUAGUUUAUUCUCAUCUUGUUCACUGAUAUAAACAGGUUUUCCUAAAAUGUAUUUGCAAGUACAUUCAGCAUAUUAUAUCAUGUCACUCUCAGUUCUUACAUAUCACUGUACUAUAUUACAUCUUGAUCAUUUUCAUUUGCAUGUUUUCGAAUCAAAUGGAGCUGUUGUAUGUCUCAGUCUUGUAAAGUUUCAGAAUCCCUGCAGUGCUUUUGUUCUCGAGCAGGCUGUGUUUUACUGCAAUGUCUCCAGGAAGGAGACGGCAUGGAGACAGCAUGGUGUAUCAGGUGCCGACCUGCACAAUACACAUAAAUAUCAUUGCUGAACUAUGAAUGAGUUGUUUUGGGGUAACAGUAAUACUACAUUUAAUUGAUUUCCUAAAUACCUCAGAACGCAUAUACUACCAUAGUAGGAAAAAUGACUAUAUUUUUUUGUUCUGCUGAACACAUAAGAAAACAUUUUGAAGAAUGUAGGAAAGCAAACAGUUCUGGGGCACUUUUGACUACCAUUGUAGUCAACGGGGGCAAGAUCUGUUUGGUUAUAAGCAUUCUUCCAAAUAUUUUUCUCUGUGUUCAUCAGAACAAAGACAUUUAUACAUUUAUACAGAUUUGGAACAACUCGAAGGUGAGUAAUCGAUGACAGAAUUUUCUCUUUUGGGUGAAGUAUCCCUUUAAGGCAAGUCCCACACUAAAAUGAAUGUUUGACCUGUCUUAACUGAAAAUAACUUACCCUGACACAUCUUAAAAUACUGUAUGUCUUAUUAUAUUUCAGUUUUGUUAUUCUUUUAAAUAUUGUUUUUAAUAUGUGAAAACGUAUAAAUAAAGUGAGGGAAAUAAAUACUGUAUGUCAGUGCCAUUGUUUUUUCUCAAGAUGUAAACCACUAAUGUUUUUUUGUAAGGCAUUUUUAUAAAAGUGCCUUAAAUAUCCUAAUUUAACACUAAGGUCUAGUCCUGGCUUAAGAUAAACCUUGUCUGUGAAACAGGGCCAUAAUUUUCUCAGUUAUUUUAGUCCAAGCCUGAUGUUUCUUACUUAUAAUAUAUACUAUAAACAUUGUAAUAGCUAAACUUGUUUAUUUAAAUGCAUUUUCAUCAAAGGACAACUGUAAUAAAACGUCUGCCAUCUUGUUUAAGUUGUUCUGUGUCUUACUUUUUCUAAAAAAGCAGUGCGAUUCAGAGUGUCUUACUGAAGAUAACCAUCAGCCAUGGG